Lathyrus sativus (Indian pea) is the source of this 954-nucleotide messenger RNA. The record is from the annotation of a GenBank genome assembly. NCBI's taxonomy places the organism in Eukaryota, Viridiplantae, Streptophyta, Magnoliopsida, Fabales, Fabaceae.
AUGGAAAACUUUCCAAUUGUUGACAUGGGGAAGCUUAACACAGAAGAGAGAAAAUCAACCAUGGAGUUGAUCAAAGAUGCUUGUGAAAACUGGGGUUUCUUUGAGUGUGUGAAUCAUGGUAUAUCUAUUGAGAUGAUGGAUACUGUUGAGAAGCUGACAAAAGAACACUACAAGAAGUGUAUGGAACAAAGGUUCAAAGAAAUGGUUGCAAGCAAAGGUUUGGAGUGUGUUCAGUCAGAGAUAGAUGAUUUGGAUUGGGAAAGCACUUUCUUUUUGCGCCAUCUUCCUGUUUCUAAUAUCUCAGAGAUCCCAGAUCUUGAUGAUGAUUACAGGAAGGUGAUGAAGGAAUUUGCGGAGAAAUUAGAGAAACUUGCGGAGGAACUUCUUGACUUGUUGUGUGAGAAUCUUGGGCUUGAGAAAGGGUAUUUGAAGAAGGCUUUUUAUGGAUCAAAAGGUCCAAACUUUGGGACAAAAGUUAGUAACUACCCUCCUUGUCCUAAGCCUGAACUCAUCAAGGGACUUAGAGCCCACACAGAUGCUGGUGGAAUCAUUCUUCUCUUUCAAGAUGACAAAGUCAGUGGACUUCAGCUUCUCAAAGAUGACCAGUGGAUUGAUGUCCCUCCAAUGCGUCAUUCUAUUGUCAUCAAUCUUGGUGAUCAACUUGAGGUGAUAACCAAUGGAAAGUACAAGAGUGUGAUGCAUAGAGUGAUAGCACAAACAGAUGGAGCUAGAAUGUCCAUAGCAUCAUUCUACAAUCCAGGGGAUGAUGCUGUGAUUUCACCAGCUUCAACCUUAUUGAAGGAAAAUGAAACAAGUGAAGUUUAUCCAAAAUUUGUGUUUGAUGAUUACAUGAAACUCUACAUGGGACUCAAGUUCCAAGCUAAAGAGCCUAGAUUUGAAGCUAUGAUGAAAGCCAUGUCAAGUGUUGAAGUGGGACCAGUAGUAAGCAUAUGA